Molecule: messenger RNA, 8992 nt
Organism: Notolabrus celidotus (New Zealand spotty)
Lineage: Eukaryota; Metazoa; Chordata; Actinopteri; Labriformes; Labridae
Gene: col5a1
Product: procollagen, type V, alpha 1
Exons: 66
Coding region: 400-6468 (2022 amino acids)
Molecular function (GO): extracellular matrix structural constituent
Source: RefSeq, a predicted model, not a curated record
GUGACUGACAGCCUGAGGGGGGGAGAGAGAGAAAGACUCUCCUUUUUUUUUUUCAUGUGUUGCCCCGUUGGACUUGAAGGGGCUGUACGUGACGACUGAAAGAGGGGGCAACACCGCGGAGCAGGGCAGUUCAGAAGCGCAGAGAGGAGAGGAGCUGUGCGGGAGAGACGGGUGCACAUCCGUCAGACAAGCCGGAGGAACGCGCACUAACAAACCCCCCCUAUGGCUGCUUGAGAAAUAACGCUACACCCCCCCUCCCCCUUUUUCUCUUUCUCUGGGACUUUUUGGCUAUAAGUUUUUUUUUUCUUCUUCUAUCUUGACCAGAAGUUGUUGCAAGUCUUAGUAGUUGCUUCAAGUUGAAAAAAGUGAAUCCACUUGCCGUGGACGUCUCUGGCGGUCAUGGAUACCCAUAUAAGAUGGAAAGUUAAACGGAGGAUAAGGGACGCCCAAGUCACUUUAGCUGUGAUUUUGCUUUUUGUCACAUCGCAAGCAAGUUCAGCGGAACCAGCAGACCUCUUGAAGAUUUUAGAUUUUCACAGUUUACCCGAGGGUGUUUCGAAAAUAACGGGUUUGUGCGCAAAUAGGAGGUCAACGCAAGGUUCAGAUGUGGCGUACAGAGUAUCCAAAGAGGCUCAGCUCAGCGCCCCCACCAUACAGCUGUAUCCAGGUGAUGUGUUCCCUGAGGACUUUUCCAUCAUGGCUACAGUGAAGCCGAAAAAGGGCAGCCAGUCCUUCCUGCUGUCCGUGUACAAUGAACAGGGCAUCCAGCAGCUGGGACUGGAGGUUGGCCGAUCUCCAGUCUUCCUGUACGAGGACCACACGGGGAAGCCCAGCCCCGAGGACUACCCGCUCUUCAGAGGAGUCAACCUGGCCGAUGGAAAAUGGCAUCGAGUGGCCAUCAGUGUGCACAAGCAGACCAUCACCCUCAUUCUGGACUGUAAAAAAAAGACCACCCAGAAGCUGCUCCGAAGCCCCAACCCCAUCAUCGAUACCAAGGGAAUUAUAGUGUUUGGAACUAGAAUACUUGAUGAAGAAGUCUUCGAGGGAGACAUCCAGCAGCUAAUGAUUGUAGCAGACCAUCGGGCUGCCUAUGACUACUGUGAGCACUAUAGCCCGGAUUGUGAAGUGCCAUCGCCUGACCAGCCUCAGAACCAGGACCCCAACACAGAUGAUUAUAGCAACCGGGAGGACAGCUACUAUUAUGAAUACCCUUACUAUGAGGAUGGUGAUGGCAGAUCUUAUGAUGCUGGUACAGAGACAACCACAAAAGUAGUCAAGGAGACAGAUGGAGACAGCGUGGUGUCCGCAGUCGAGGAGGUUUUGAGCAGUGGCAAAGUGACAUCCGUCUCCACCGGCUCAUCAUCCGGCUCAUCCAGCAGCUCAUCAUCCAGCUCUUCAGGCACCGCAGCAGGUGGAGGAGACGCCUACGGAGAGGAGACCGGCACCUACGAUGGCUAUGAUGGCUACGAUGGCUACGAGGGCUACUACGAAGGAGCCACGGCCUCGCCCGACGGGGACACCUCCAGACGAGUCACCAUCACCAGCACCGGCACAGGCACCGGCAUCAACAUCGGCACCGGAGGAGAGCUGGAUCUGGGAACAGGGGGGAAGAUCGAGUUGGGUGUAGGAGCUGGAAUUGACAGGGUCAUCACCAGUGGAGGAGGAUCUACAAUAACCAUCAAUAGCAAUAAGACAUCAGUCGAUGGCUACGAUUCAUACGAUGGAUACGAUUAUGGCGUAGACAUUGGCGGAGGUGGCGGUGGAAGCAGCAGCAGCAGCAGCACAAUCAACCUUGGUGGAGGUGGCGGCGGCGGAAGCAGCAGCAGCAGCAGCACAAUCAACCUUGGUGGAGGUGGAGGAGGCAGCAGCAGCACAAUCACCCUUGGUGGAGGUGGAGGAGGCAGCAGCAGCAGCAGUACCAUCCAGUUUGGGGCUGGAGGAGGCAGCAGCAGCAGCAGUUCUACCAUCAACCUCGGUGGCGGAGGCGGUUCUGUGUCCGUUGGAGGUGGUUCCGUCUCAGCAGGAGGAUCUUCUUCAGCCGGAGGUGGAUCUGCAAGUGCUGGCACCGGAGCAGGCGGGUCCAUUGCCACAGGAACAGGUCUGGGAGUGGAAGGUGAGGGCGACUACACCGAUCUGGAUUUGUUCAAGGAGGAUUCCAUCACCGACGACUACACCGACGGGGACAUCUACGGUGACGCAUAUGGUGAUAUAGAUUAUGGCGUCAAAGGGGACAGCGUUCUUCCUGCCCAGACCGAUGAGUACUACGGACAGGUCGACGGCGCUCGCGGCGAGAAGGGACAGAAGGGAGAGCCUGCUGUUAUUGAGCCUGGAAUGCUGGUGGAGGGUCCGCCUGGGCCUGAGGGGCCAACAGGUCUCCCAGGACCCCCGGGUUCUUCUGGCCCACCAGGCAGUGCUGGAGAUGUAGGAGAGAGGGGUCCUCCGGGUCGUAGUGGUCUUCCUGGUGCUGAUGGUCUGCCAGGACCCCCUGGAACUGUCCUGAUGCUGCCUUUCAGGAUGAGCACUGGAGGUGACUCUGGACAGAAGGGACCUGCUGUAUCAGCACAGGAGUCUCAGAUGCAAGCCAUCAUGCAGCAAGCUAGGCUGGCGAUGCGCGGCCCUACAGGUCCGAUGGGUUUGACAGGCAGAUCCGGCCCUCUGGGUCCUCCUGGUGUAUCAGGACUGAAGGGAGAGUCUGGAGACUCGGGUCCUCAGGGACCUCGUGGACCUCUUGGAACAUCUGGACCCACUGGGAAGCCUGGCAGAAGGGGUCGCUCUGGCUCUGACGGUGCCAGGGGCAUGCCAGGGCAGUCCGGACCUAAGGGAGACCGUGGGUUUGAUGGUCUGGCUGGUCUUCCUGGUGAAAAAGGACACAGAGGUGAAGCUGGACCUACUGGACCUCCUGGUGGUCCUGGAGAGGACGGAGAGAGGGGAGAUGAUGGAGAGAUCGGACCCAGGGGACUUCCUGGUGAACCAGGGCCCCGCGGUUUGUUGGGACCAAAAGGACCUCAGGGACCUCCUGGACCCCCUGGCGUGACUGGAAUGGAUGGCCACCCUGGACCCAAAGGAAACAUUGGACCUCAAGGAGAGCCAGGACCUCCAGGACAGCAAGGCAACCCAGGUGCUCAGGGACUCGCAGGGCCCCAGGGAGCCAUCGGACCCCCAGGAGAAAAGGGUCCUUUUGGAAAGCCAGGCUUGCCAGGAAUGCCAGGAGCUGAUGGUCCACCGGGUCACCCUGGAAAGGAGGGACCUAAUGGAGAGAAGGGACACCUGGGACCUGCUGGCCCUCAAGGACCCAUUGGUUAUCCUGGACCCCGAGGCGUGAAGGGAGCCGAUGGUGUACGUGGUCUCAAAGGACACAAGGGUGAAAAGGGAGAAGACGGCUUCCCCGGCUUCAAGGGAGAUAUGGGCAUCAAGGGCGACAGGGGAGAGCUUGGACCAGCUGGACCCAGAGGUGAAGACGGUCCAGAGGGACCAAAGGGUCGCUCAGGUCUCCCUGGAGAUUCUGGUCCUCUUGGCCCAAGUGGUGAGAAGGGUAAACUUGGUGUUCCCGGAUUGCCAGGAUACCCAGGAAGACAAGGACCAAAGGGAUCUCAGGGUUUCCAAGGUUUCCCUGGCGCCAACGGAGAGAAAGGAACUCGGGGAACAGCAGGAAAGCCUGGCCCACGCGGACAGAGAGGACCGACGGGCCCUCGUGGAGAGAGAGGAGCAAGAGGACCAACAGGGAAAGCAGGACCAAAGGGUAACUCAGGAAAUGACGGCCCACCUGGACCUCCUGGUGAGAGGGGUCUGCCAGGACCUCAGGGACCAACAGGUUUCCCCGGACCAAAAGGCCCUCCUGGACCUGCAGGAAAAGACGGUCUGCCUGGACAUCCUGGACAAAGAGGAGAGACUGGUUUCCAAGGCAAGACUGGACCACCUGGCCCUCCAGGCGUUGUUGGACCUCAGGGACCAACAGGUGAGACUGGACCAAUGGGAGAUCGGGGCCACCCUGGACCCCCAGGCCCACCUGGAGAGCAGGGUCUACCUGGAGCUGCAGGGAAAGAAGGAGCUAAGGGUGACCCCGGUCCUGCAGGCCCAGCAGGUAAGGACGGUCCCCCUGGACCAAGAGGUUUCCCCGGAGAGAGAGGACUGCCUGGCCCUGUGGGGGCUCACGGACUGAAAGGGAAUGAGGGUCCUCACGGCCCACCUGGCCCUGCUGGUUCUCCUGGUGAGCGUGGUCCCUCUGGCCCUGCUGGACCUACAGGCCUUCCUGGUCGCCCUGGCCCUCAGGGACCCCCAGGACCUGCUGGAGAGAAGGGUGGACCGGGAGAGAAAGGACCUCAAGGCCCAGCUGGUAGAGAUGGUAUUCAGGGACCUGUGGGUCUGCCAGGACCUGGAGGUCCUCCUGGACCACCUGGAGAGGACGGAGACAAGGGAGAGCUUGGAGAGCCAGGACAGAAAGGAAGCAAGGGUGACAAAGGAGAGCAUGGUCCACCUGGUCCCACCGGUCCUCAAGGGCCUGUUGGAGCUCCUGGUCCUGCUGGUGCAGAUGGUGAGCCUGGUCCCAGAGGUCAGCAGGGUCUGUUCGGUCAGAAGGGAGAUGAAGGAUCAAGAGGGUUCCCCGGACCUCCUGGACCAGUUGGUCUGCAGGGUCUGCCUGGUCCUCCUGGUGAGAAAGGUGAAACUGGAGACGUUGGUCAAAUGGGUCCACCUGGUCCCCCAGGUCCCAGAGGCCCCUCAGGACCCCCGGGAGCUGAUGGCCCUCAGGGACCCCCUGGCGGUAUUGGAAACCCUGGUGCUGUUGGAGAAAAGGGAGAUGCUGGCGAAACAGGAGAGCCCGGUCUUCAGGGAGAACUUGGCCCACCAGGUUCAAGAGGAGAGCGAGGAGAAAAGGGAGAGUCUGGCCCCGCUGGUUCAGCUGGACCUCCCGGCCCCAAGGGUCCUGCUGGAGACGAUGGUCCCAAAGGCAGCCCAGGCCCAAGCGGUUUCCCUGGUGACCCUGGUCCCCCUGGAGAGCCCGGUCCAGCUGGGUUAGACGGUCCAGCCGGUGACAAGGGAGAUGAUGGAGAGGCCGGUCAAGCUGGUUCCCCUGGACCCACUGGAGAGUCUGGUCCCUCUGGACCACCCGGAAAGAGAGGCCCACCUGGAGCAGCAGGACCUGAGGGAAGGCAAGGAGAGAAGGGAGCCAAGGGAGAGUCUGGUUUGGAAGGUCCCCAAGGAAAGACGGGUCCUGUUGGACCUCAAGGAUCACCUGGCAAGCCUGGUUCUGAAGGUCUCAGGGGUAUCCCUGGCCCAGUUGGAGAGCAAGGUCUACCAGGUUCUCCAGGCCCAGAUGGACCUCCUGGACCCAUGGGUCCUCCUGGUCUGCCCGGUUUGAAAGGAGACUCUGGUGUCAAAGGAGAAAAGGGACAUCCGGGUCUUAUUGGUCUCAUCGGACCCCCAGGUGAACAGGGAGAGAAGGGUGACAGGGGUCUUCCUGGUCCUCCAGGAUCACAUGGUUCUAAGGGAGACAAUGGUAUUGCUGGCCCUUCAGGUCCACUUGGUCCUCUUGGUCCUCCUGGAUUACCUGGUCCUCCUGGUCCCAAAGGAGCUAAAGGGUCAUCGGGUCAAACUGGACCAAAGGGAGAGACUGGUACAACUGGACCUCCUGGACCUCCUGGUCCUCCCGGCGAUGUCAUCCACCCACUCCCCAUGCACGCUCCCAUGAAGGGCAGAUCACGAAGGAGCAUCGAUGCCAGCCAGAUGGUGGACGACGCAGCCAUGGAUGCCAACUACAAGGACUACGACGAUGGCAUGGAGGAAAUCUUCGGCUCUCUAAACUCCCUGAAGCUUGAGAUUGAGCAGAUGAAGCACCCGCUGGGCACACAGGCCAACCCUGCCCGCACCUGCAAAGACCUGCAGCUCUGCCAUGCUGAUUUCCCCGAUGGUGAGUACUGGAUCGAUCCAAACCAGGGCUGCUCCCGGGACUCCUUCAAGGUUUACUGCAACUUCACAGCAGGCGGAGAGAGCUGCAUCUACCCAGAUAAGAAGUCUGAAGGGAGCAAAAUGGCAAAAUGGCCCAAAGACUCCCCAGGCACUUGGUAUAGUCACUACAAGAGAGGUUCCCUGCUCUCAUACGUGGACGCGGAGGGUAACCCCAUCGGCGUGGUCCAGAUGACCUUCUUGCGAUUGCUGAGCGCGGCGGCCCGACAGAACAUGACUUACAACUGCUACCAGUCGGUGGCCUGGCACGACCAGGAUCCGGACAACUACGACAAAGCCAUCCGCUUCCUGGGCUCCAACGACGAGGAGAUGUCUUAUGAUAACAACCCUUACAUCCGCGCCCUGGUCGAUGGCUGUGCGUUGAAAAAGGGCUAUGAAAAGACAGUACUUGAGAUCAACACACCAAAGGUGGAGCAGGUGCCAUUUGUGGACAUCAUGUUCAACGACUUUGGCGGCUCCACGCAGAAGUUUGGAUUCGAAGUGGGCCCCGUCUGUUUCAUGGGCUAAGACUGUUUACUGAGCAAAUGGAGAAAAAAUAAAAGCAUAUAUUUGUUUUCUCAGAAAAAAUAAGACAAAAUGAAAAAGAAUAGGACUCUUGUAAAAAACAAAAAAAAGUUACUUUUUUUUCCAUAAAGCAACAAGUAUGAGUAAAAAAUGAAAUCAAGUUGAGAAUACGGAGAAAUUUUUAUAGGAAUAGAGGAAAAAUAACCUUGAAACCUCAGUGUGCCUUCUCCAUCACAUGCAAGUUUUGAAACUGGAUGUCAGAUCCUGCCUCUUAAAAACGCACGCACAGAUCUGUAGCCCGCACAUGUCAUCUCUCGAUUGAGUCUCUUUUUAAGACCCAGACAUCGAAGGCGACCCUGAGACCUGCAAGCCGCACCAGACGGCCGCAGCAAUUGCCACGGACUCCAUCUGAUUUGGCUUUUUAUUUUUUCCUUUACUUCAUGUCUUCCUUCAUCUCCCUGGCUUCUUCCACUUGUCUUCUUUUUUUUUGUUGUUGUUGCUUUGUUUGCUCAUUCACUACGGGAGCUUUGUUUGUGCAUAAUUGUCCUCCCCAUUCUCUUGGAAUGGAUCUUAUAUAUAUAAAUAUAUAUAAAUAAUUUUUAUGUUUGUAAGUACAUUCUGUAUAUUUUUUUUUUCUUCCUGGUAAUGUUUAUUGCUCUUCUGGCUUCAAAACAUGCAUGUGACUUGAUUAAUUGUGAGGUAGGAGACGACGGAGAUGGGGUUACAUCUUUUUAAAAAAAAGAACAAAAAAAAUUGAAGAAGAAAUAUAUACGGAGAGUGAGGAAAUUCGUCUUGUAAAUUAGAAAAAAAACAAACAAUUGGGAAAGUCCUGUCUUGUUGCAGUUGUGGAGCACACCUUGUUGUAAUUUAAGAACAGAAUGGAAAUAAAAGACGGAAACGACUCUGUGAUAUUAUGUGACCGUUUGAUUUGCAUAAGAAAAAAAUCCUACAUUCCUCCUUUGGUGCCCUCUGAACAGAACACCUCCUCUGGUGGUGCUAUCAUUAACUUAAUAAACAGCUUCUUAUUUGUCCCCUUCAAGUACUCACCUGUCUGACUAUGCAAUGGGAGAUGAUGUCACAUUUUAAUGGCGAACACAAAGAAAUCAAAAACCUAGGUGCUAUUUUCUCUCUUCUGUGGUGCUAUGUAAUUUUCUAGUUGUUAUAUGAAUGAAAGGAUUAUUUGGUGAUAUAUUCAAAUCACCAGCAGCCCCCCCCCUCCCUCGACCCUUGACUCUUUUAAAAACCACCAUGUUUGGACGCAGGUGGAUCUUUUGCUGCAUCCAUGUCCUUUUAUGUUUGUUAUUUUAACGUUCAGCGGUGGUGUUUGCAUGCCAUUUCUCUACAUAUCCGCUCCCAGAUCAGUGCAGCAUGGUGGCGUAUGUUAUCUCCUGCUUCAGAUGACCGCACAGAUUAUAAACUUGUACCAAAAUGUCGGAAUAACCUGAGGGAAUUAAGAUGUCGGCUUUUCUGCAUAUCAUUGUGCUAUAAGGCGCUGCAUUUGUGCUCUUUGCUGUUGGGAUCAUCUGUGCCACAUCAGAGUGAUGGAGGGGUGGAGUUGAGGAGUGGACUUUGUUGUGAUUGGGCCAAAGGGAGAAGGUCCAAAGUUGAGUUUUUGGUAACCCUAAAACCCUUCCACCAAAGGUUUUAUAUUUGUAGCUUUAUGGGCCAUGAUGGCUUGAAAUCAAUUGUUUUGUACGGGGAACAACUUGAAAAGUAUAUUUUCUUGAUUUAACCGCAGUAGCAGGUCGCUAAAUUAGAUUACAGAGUUAGCUCGUGCAGCAUUACAAUAAAAAAUCGCUAUUUUUUUUUUGCCCUUAUUGUAAUUAUGCUCUUUGUUCAAACUAUGCACUCUCUAUGCUUAUGACCACUAGUAUCUACCACAGAAUCUUUACAGCUCUUCAUACAUAGGUUUGUUUUAUUUCCUUUUUAUUUUAUUUUUUAUCUUCAAUAUGUGACUUGAACCAUUUCUGUUAAGGUAACUCAAUAUGCUUGUAGAUCUUUGGCUUUAUUUUUCAUUGUGAUGCAGUACACCCAAAUUUUUAAAACACGUUGCUCUCAAUAAAAAGGACAAAUUCUUGUAAAUUUCCAGAACCAGCAGUGAUGCUGCCAUUGUUUUUGUUCUUUGUUUUAUUUUGUAGAUUUCAAUUUGUCUGUCUGUUUUGUUUGUUUUCACAGUCUUGUCAAACCUGUGUAAGGAUAAGAGGAUAGAAGUUAUAUUGGUUUUUAUGUCAAUAAUAAAUUCAAGUUUACUGUGGCCAUCCACUCUUGUAUGUCUUUUGAAGCAUUAAAACCUAUCUGUAUGCAUGAAAUUGUAAAGUUUUUUCUCUUGUUAUAACUAAUUUGUAGAGUGACAUGAUCUCCAGUCCACGUCUCUUCUUCAUCAGGAUACGUCAGUUUUUUCUAUGGUUAUGUCCACGAUUGUGAAGUGGAGAGAAAAAUGAUGAACUUGUAACUCUACCAAAGCCAAUGUUCAUUUGUAGUAUAUUUAUUGUAUUAUUUAAAAUAAUAAAAUAAAUGUUAAAUGACA